Chrysochloris asiatica (Cape golden mole) is the source of this 1596-nucleotide messenger RNA. It is a transcript of the gene NDUFS2, whose product is annotated as NADH dehydrogenase (ubiquinone) Fe-S protein 2, 49kDa (NADH-coenzyme Q reductase). Bases 205 to 1596 code for a protein of 463 amino acids. Gene Ontology annotation, biological process: mitochondrial electron transport, NADH to ubiquinone. NCBI's taxonomy places the organism in Eukaryota, Metazoa, Chordata, Mammalia, Afrosoricida, Chrysochloridae. Gene Ontology annotation, molecular function: quinone binding; NADH dehydrogenase (ubiquinone) activity; NAD binding. The transcript has 14 exons. The record is from RefSeq and is a predicted model, not a curated record.
AACCGUAAGUAAAGAUAGCGGCAGUCAUCGCUAUUUAAAGUGAAGCAGAGACACAGAACCCGGAUGUUGUCAGAGUCGCGGUUGGCGACACUGCCAGCUUUCAAGAGGGCGACUCUAUUGUGCUCAUAGGCGAGAAGCCCUCAAGGAGGCGCGCAGGAGCACUUCCGCCCGGUUCUCCUUCCCGCAGUCUGCAGCGGGAGUAAGAUGGCGGCGCUCAGGGCCCUCUGCAGCCUCCGGGGUGUCCCGGCCCAGGUGUUGCGGCCCGGGGCCGGGAGCCGACUGCCGAUUCAGCCCAACAGAGGUGCUCGGCAGUGGCAACCAGAUGUGGAAUGGGCAGAGCAGUUUGGGGGAGCUGUCAUGUACCCUACCAAGGAAACAGCCCACUGGAAACCUCCACCUUGGAAUGAUGUGGAUUCUCCAAAGGACACAAUGGUGUCGAACUUGACCCUCAACUUUGGGCCUCAGCACCCAGCAGCCCAUGGAGUCCUGCGACUAGUGAUGGAAUUGAGUGGGGAGAUGGUGCGGAAGUGUGACCCUCACAUCGGGCUGCUGCACCGAGGCACUGAGAAACUCAUUGAAUACAAGACCUAUCUGCAGGCCCUUCCAUACUUUGACCGGCUGGACUAUGUGUCCAUGAUGUGUAAUGAACAGGCCUAUUCACUGGCUGUGGAGAAGUUGCUCAACAUCCAGCCUCCACCGCGGGCACAGUGGAUCCGAGUGCUAUUCGGAGAAAUCACACGGCUUUUGAAUCACAUCAUGGCUGUAACCACACAUGCCCUGGACAUUGGAGCCAUGACCCCUUUCUUCUGGAUGUUUGAAGAAAGGGAGAAGAUGUUUGAGUUUUAUGAACGAGUAUCUGGAGCACGAAUGCAUGCUGCUUACGUCCGCCCAGGAGGAGUGCACCAGGACUUACCCCUUGGACUUAUGGAUGACAUCUAUGAGUUUUCUAAGAACUUCUCUCUUCGGAUUGAUGAGGUGGAGGAGAUGCUGACCAACAAUAGGAUUUGGCGAAACCGGACAGUUGACAUUGGGGUUGUAACAGCAGAAGAUGCGCUAAACUAUGGUUUCAGUGGGGUGAUGCUCCGGGGCUCAGGUAUCCAGUGGGACCUACGGAAGACACAGCCCUAUGAUGUUUAUGACCAGGUGGAAUUUGAUGUUCCCAUUGGCUCCCGAGGGGACUGCUAUGAUAGGUACCUAUGUCGGGUGGAGGAGAUGCGCCAGUCCCUUCGAAUCAUCUUACAGUGUUUAAACAAGAUGCCUCCUGGGGAGAUCAAGGUUGAUGAUGCCAAAGUGUCUCCUCCUAAACGAGCAGAAAUGAAGACUUCUAUGGAGUCACUGAUUCAUCAUUUCAAGCUGUAUACUGAGGGCUACCAAGUUCCUCCAGGGGCCACAUACACUGCCAUCGAGGCCCCGAAGGGCGAGUUUGGUGUUUACUUGGUAUCUGAUGGCAGCAGCCGCCCUUAUCGAUGCAAGAUCAAGGCUCCUGGUUUUGCGCACUUGGCUGGUUUAGACAAGAUGUCAAAGGGACACAUGUUGGCAGAUGUCGUUGCCAUUAUAGGUACCCAAGAUAUUGUGUUUGGAGAAGUAGAUCGGUGA